CUUUUUUUUGCGCCUUCAUCCAUAUUCCUUAAGCAUCCGUAUCUUGCUGACCCACACCCGCCUCCUGGGAGUUUACUCGUCUCUUGAUGGGCAUUUUUCAAGUACCGCACUUUUCAUCCUUCUGCUCAAUCUCUUAGAGGUAACCCUCAUACAAUGCGGCAUUUUUGGAAAUGUGCAGACGGCUCCCUGCCUCGAAUCCUGUCGCCAGUCGGGCUUUUCGUGCUCUUGGCCAGCCUCAUCCUAACCACCAACGCCCAGGCGAUCGAUGCGAACCUGAUCGACAUUACCAAAUAUUCCGAUUGGAAUGACCUCCGAGCUUGCGUGCAGUGCUGGCUCAGCACCUGUCCAGGGAACGUUUUCCGGCUGUUUGGGUGCACGACCAAUGCCUGUGCCUGCCGGGCAUCUACUCUUGGGAGCAUAAUUCCUGUUUUAGAAGAUGGUGUCGUCUCGGCCUGCAGUAACUUGGACGACGCCUCGACAGCCGUCAGUGUUCUGAAAGGUUAUUGUUCUGAAAAGGGUUACACGUCAAUCCUAGAGCCUACCAUUCUAGAGACGACAGCUUGCAUUUGGCGUCGCUCUAUUGGCUUGCCUGAUGACCUUGGCAACGCCUACGAUUUGGAUAUUCCGGCUUCAGAGGCUGAGACGCGAACUUUAGCACAUCAAGUCACGGAGAGCCGUGCGUCAUCGUCCGAAGUCCUCGAAUCCUCUACAUCAGCUUCGGAAACCUCAACGGAAGCAUCGGCGGAGAUGUCGGCGCAAGCCUCGACCGCGGCGUCGACAGGACAAGCGACGGGUCGUGCAGCAGGCCACGGUGACGCCAAUACAACACUGAGAUCCACGCAGAGUCAGUCUACAUCUACCACGACAACUUCAUCAGCGGCAACAGUGCACGAGACUACCUCAGGAGCUGGAGGUGGAGACGGUAGUGGGCUCAAGGUUGGGGAGAUCCUGGGUAUUGUUAUUGGAAUUCUAUCCCUUAUUGUAGCUGUUGUCGGUGUCGCUAUCAUGAAGAGGAACCAGAAAAGUCAGCCGGCUACGACGACCGAUAAGUGGAAUUGA
Ilyonectria robusta is the source of this 1059-nucleotide messenger RNA. RefSeq lists its product as uncharacterized. NCBI's taxonomy places the organism in Eukaryota, Fungi, Ascomycota, Sordariomycetes, Hypocreales, Nectriaceae. The coding region runs from base 154 to 1059 and encodes 301 amino acids. The record is from RefSeq and is a predicted model, not a curated record. The transcript has 2 exons.